AUCGCCACCGAGGACGGUUCUGGAAGUGCCGGAACUUCCGCAUCUUAUCGCGUCGUCUUGGUUUCCUCUCCUUGUGACCAUAGGGUCUGCGAGAGCGACUUGGGCGAUGUGGGUUGCGUUAGGUCGGCCCGGGUGCUUCUUUUGGAGCGGGACGGAACUGGCGGUUUGGAGAGGGAGAGGGGUCUUGGCGGCUAGAGCUGGGAGUCGGAGGCCGAGCCCUGCGGGAGGUGGAGGCGGCGAUACCUCUGGGCUCAGUGUCCUUCGGGGUCGCCCCCUGUGUCGAGGCCUGCAUGGUUCGCUCGUCGCCUGCGGCAAUAAGAAUUUGCUCAAGAAAUUUUCUUCGAAAACCAAAAAGAAGUUCUGGUAUGAAAGCCCUUCCCUAGGACCUUACCUUACUCGGAACCCAUCAAGCUGGGAAAGUCUAAAGAAACAUACUUCAAAGAAGACCAGAAAAGAAGAUAGCAUACGCAAAAGAGCCCUGGACGGCAUUCUUUAUCAAGCAUUGUCAGACUUGAUGUGUACCUUUGAGGUGAAUCAAGAUAUCUAUGAUCUGAAUGUGGAAUUUUCAAAGGUAUCUCUUGCUCCAGAUUUCUCAGCCUGUCGUGUAUAUUGGAAGACAUCCCUUUCUGCUGAGCAAAACGAUCACAUAGAAGCAGUUUUACAGAAGAGUGCUUCACGUAUCAGGCAUCUUUUAAUUACUCAUCAGGUGCUAAGAAAUGUUCCUCCUAUAGUAUUUAUUCGGGACAAAGAAAGUGCAGCAAUAGCAGAGAUUAAUCGGUUAUUGGAAAUUGCUGAUUUUGGACCCCCUGAUGAAAAAGAUUUGAUACAGAGUGACUUAAGAAAAUCUGAGGCUUCACUAGCCACUGAAACAUCUCAUGUGUCAGAAUCCACUGUUCAACCAAGCCUCUUUGGAAUUGACCAUGAAGCUCUCCACAAGCAGAUAAUGGAGUACAAAAGAAACAAAAGGAAAGAGCAUGAGAGUGUAAGCAUUGGGAGGGAAGAGCAAGAGCAGGAACAGCUAGCUAUGCUGAAGAAGCAAGUGAAGAAGAAAAUGAAGAAGGCAAAGCAUCCCAAGGAUGAUGAUAUCACUCCCCAAGAAUAUCUCCUUGAUAGAUAUUGUGACAAUCAGCCAAAUGAAGAUGAUAUAUUUUUUGAAGAACAUAAACCAGAUUAUGAACUGAAGGAAGCAUUAGAGAAAUUAGAGUUGGAGGAUAAUAGUGAUUAUAAGGAACAGAAUUCAUUAAUUAUAGGUCCUGGAGAAAAUAAACAUAAGAAGUGUUAAAUUUUCUGAUACUUUUUUUUUUCAAUUUGGUUGGUUUUGCUAUUUAACAUUAAACUGGUCCUAAAAAGUUAUUCUUAUUAUCAUUAUACACAUUGUCUCUAUUCCUAUUUUGAAAAUUAAAAGCACAUUUUUCCUUUUUCAAAAUGGGAAUCAAUUAAAGACUGAAAUAAAGAAUGUAAACUGAGUGAAA
Messenger RNA from Monodelphis domestica (gray short-tailed opossum), 1472 nucleotides. It is a transcript of the gene RBFA, whose product is annotated as ribosome binding factor A. NCBI's taxonomy places the organism in Eukaryota, Metazoa, Chordata, Mammalia, Didelphimorphia, Didelphidae. Gene Ontology annotation, biological process: rRNA processing. The record is from RefSeq and is a predicted model, not a curated record.